AUCCUUUUCUAGAACCAGUAAUUGGCUGAAUAUCAUAAACAGCUGAUUUUCUCAGAAAAAAAAAAAUCCCAACACAAAGAUCAAGUUCCUAGAAAGAAACUGUCAAUCACCAUAAGUUAAAAAAACCAUUAAAGCUUCAGCUAUGGUGAAAAGGUUCAAAACUUGUUGCUCUUCCAUUAAAACAUCAUCAUCAUCAUCCAUGAGAGUAGUAUUAUUAUCAGUGGUAAUACCAUUGAUUUUGCUUACAAGCUUUCUAUCUUUUUCAUUAGUUUCAAAAAGGUCCUUUUGGGGUUUCAGUUACACUAACCCUUACUCAAAAACCAUAAAAGAAGGUUUUUCAAAUGAGACCCCCAUUAAAAACAACUCUAUUUCUUCUUCUUCUUCUUCUUCUUCUUCUUCUUCUUCUUCUUCUUCUUCAAGUGUUGCUCAACAGCAACAGCUCCUACAUGUUCAAUACACUUUAAAUGAUAAUCGGCCAUUGAAGCAUAGAAGAAGAAGGUGGUAUUGGAGUGAUUUGGAUAGGUUGGAAAGAGGUCUACAAAGAGCAAGAGCUGCCAUUAAAGAAGCUAUAAAUGGGAGUAGAUUAAAAGACCCUGAUUAUAGCCCAGAUGGUCCUAUUUAUUGGAAUGCUAAAGUCUUUCACAGGAGCUACCUGGAAAUGGAGAAACAGUUUAAGAUAUACGUGUACAAAGAAGGGGAGGUUCCAUUAUUUCACGACGGUCCAUGCAGGAUGAUAUACACCAUAGAAGGACAAUUCAUCAAUAAGAUGGAAAUCAAUACAAAAUUUCGCACCCACAAUCCCCACCAUGCCCAUGCCUUCUUCUUACCUUACAGUGUCACAAGAAUGCGCCAUUUCCUUCAUGAUUUGCGUUCCUUUGGGAGGAUCGUCACCGACUACGUCAACAUCAUCACCGCUAAACACCCACAGUGGAACCGGAGCCUUGGCGCCGAUCACUUCAUCCUUGCUUGCCAUGAUUGGGGGCCUUAUAGUAGCUUUUAUGUUCCGGAGCUAGUGAGAAACUCAAUUCGUGCUUUAUGCAACGCGAACACCUCCGAAAGGUUCAAUCCGAUGAAAGAUGUAUCGAUCCCAGAAAUCAAUAUCAGAGGCAAUAAACUCGAAGGGCUCAAUACCGGUGGACACCCUCCAUCGAAGCGUUCGAUCUUAGCCUUCUUUGCAGGAGGGAACCAUGGUCCCAUUAGACCAAUAUUGUUCAAGCAUUGGAAAAGAAAAGAUCAAGACAUCCAAGUUUACGAGUACCUUCCGAAAGGAUUAUCUUACAUUGACUUGAUGAGAAAAAGUAAAUACUGCCUUUGUCCCAGUGGCUACGAAGUUGCAAGCCCCAGGGUUGUGGAGGCUUUGUACAACGGAUGCGUCCCGGUUUUGAUAUCGAAAGAUUACGUGCCGCCGUUUAGCGAUGUUUUGGAUUGGAAAACGUUUUCGGUGACUGUUCCGAUCGAGGAAAUAUGGGAGUUGAAGAAAAGAUUGAUGGGGAUACCUGAAAGGCAAUAUAAAAGAAUGCAAAAAAGAGUUGUUCAAGUUAAAAGGCAUUUUGAGUUGAAUUCUACACCAAAGAGAUAUGAUGUUUUUCAUAUGAUACUUCAUUCUAUUUGGUUGAGAAGAUUAAAUGUUAGACUUUGGUGAUGGGUUUUCUUUUAUUCGGAUUUAGGUAAGAAUAUCAAAUUCACUGAAUUUAAAUAAGAGUAUCAAACACGAGUGUAUAUUAUUUUUUUUUCAAGAUUUUCAUAUAUUUAAAGGAUUUUUGGUGAACUAUAAUAA
Messenger RNA from Gossypium arboreum, 1777 nucleotides. RefSeq names its product probable glycosyltransferase At5g03795. The record is from RefSeq and is a predicted model, not a curated record. NCBI's taxonomy places the organism in Eukaryota, Viridiplantae, Streptophyta, Magnoliopsida, Malvales, Malvaceae. The coding region runs from base 143 to 1642 and encodes 499 amino acids. Gene Ontology annotation, molecular function: glycosyltransferase activity. The transcript is spliced from 4 exons.